Messenger RNA from Dermacentor silvarum, 727 nucleotides. RefSeq lists its product as uncharacterized. The record is from RefSeq and is a predicted model, not a curated record. Bases 24 to 683 code for a protein of 219 amino acids. Lineage: Eukaryota; Metazoa; Arthropoda; Arachnida; Ixodida; Ixodidae. The transcript has 3 exons.
GAGGUUCUUUGGCCGCGGUGUUCAUGGAGCACUACGGCGAGGAUCUGCACAACGCUGUGCUGACCACGAUCAUCGAGGUGACGCUACAGGUGCUGAGGCUGCUGCCUUCACAGUCCUACUCUCGCGGCAUGACCAAGAUCCUCCAGCUGGCCAGAGAGAACGCGCUGUGCCGCAGGGGAGGACUGCAGCUCGAAAGCCGCUGUCACACCAAGCAGGCACAAGGCCGACUGUCCCUGCUGCAGUGCUGCUUGCACCUCGACGCGCCGAACCCGUCCGAGUACGUCAUCAACCCGCUGGACGUGAGCCCGUACUCGGCCUUCUACGAGUUCCUCACGCUCUCCAUCGAGGGAGUGGUGCUGUUCGUGCUCCUGCUGUGCAUCGAGGUGUGGCUCCCGUCGUUGGAGAAGUCGUUUACCUCGCUCGACCCUAACGUCUACCGGGAGGGAUACGCGGUGGCCAAACCCUCCCACGCCGUAGGGAAGUCCCUUGCUGGCACGAAGAAGCCCGAGGACACGGACGUGAUGAUUGAGAACCAGAUGAUCGUGGGGCUGGUGAACAACCAGAUGGCGUCAUCCGCAUCGCGGCCUCUCUUGGUUGUGAAUCGCCUCUUCAAGUCCUACGGCUACGUCGAGAGCAAUCCCGUGUUGCAGGCAAGUUGCUAUCGUGCACGCUGGCAUUGUUGAGCUGUGCCGCUGUCAAGGCCUAGAUAUGCGUACUCUUGCGCCGA